Molecule: messenger RNA, 1912 nt
Organism: Prorocentrum cordatum
Lineage: Eukaryota; Dinophyceae; Prorocentrales; Prorocentraceae
Source: the annotation of a GenBank genome assembly
UUCUCCUCUCCUCGCACCCCCCACCCAACCGCCCCCUAGCCACAGCCCGUGCCGCAAAGAAAACAUUGUCGUUCGUGGUUCGUGAUUGCGUUAUGUGGUGUUGGUGAGCUGGCUUUACAGAAGUACACAGCUCGUGGUGAUAUGGAUUGGGCGUGUGUUAUGCGUGAUCUUCGCUUCGCUGGGAGGGGGAUCAUUAUUUGAUGCCCCGAUUCGCCAAAUCGCAUCUCAAGCUUGUGCUCAAUCAAGUACUGCAUCGGCUGGCGUACAGGUCUGGCCAAGCUAAUUCGAGCGAAAUGGCGGAGAAGAAGGCCAAGGUCGGCCCUCUUGAGGCCGAUGUCAUUGGCUGGCACAUAAUGUACUGGCCAGGUGGCCAGAUGAAGGUCUGCUUCAGGCCUGGAGGCCAUUUCUAUUGCGGGGAUCACAAAACAGCAGCUACUUGGAAGAUUCUCGACGGAGAGAUUCUCAUCGAUUGGAAAGACUACGGACGAUUCAUUUUCACCGUCAGCGAAGGAAAGCACUUGCAGGGGCACUGCCUUCACCAAGAGGAAUCCAAGAAGUGGCGCAAGACCAUCUACAAUGGGGCACUGACCCCUCUCGAGAAACUUCUCUUCGGAGAUGGGGACGGCACAGAGUGGGACUUCAAGUCCCCAGAUGGUACUGUAUCUGUAGAGUUCAGGUGUGAUGGUGAGAACCAUUUCGUGUGUUUCACCAAAGAUGGCGAUGCGCACUGGUCUGUCGACAAGAAGGGGAAGACGAUCAUCAUCGAUUGGGGGAAGCACGGCAAGUAUGAACUGGAGGUCGAUGUCAAGAACAAGACCAUGGACGGGUACCACAUUCGUGAAGGUGUCGAGGAUCCUGAUGAGGACAAGGAUUGGCGCAAGAUGGAGUUCAUAAAGAACGUCGUCGAACCGAAAGCGAUCGUUCAUGGCGAUGAUGGCGCAGGAGACGGGGACGGCCACGGCCACAGCCACGGCGACGGCCACGGCCACACCCACGGCGUGGGCCACGGCUCUGCCCACGACCACGGCGGCGGCAUUGUGGCGCUCGGCAACAUCACUAUCGGAGGCGAAAAGUUCAUGGUUGAUCGUGAUGGGCAGCUCGACAAGGGCUUUGAGACCGAGUUUGGGGUAGAGCCCGUGGGCUCCGGCAAGGUCGCGGGGUUUACUGCAUGGGUGCAGGACAGCAAGGCCGGGGGAAUCAGCGAUCCGGUUACAGGGGAGGGUCAUGACGACCAUGCGCAUUUCAUGGUGACGCCGACGGCCGCUGAUGGUGACAAGUUCGCGAUCAAGUGCGGCGACCAGGUGUCAACGAUCAACGUGCAUCCUGGAGCAGCCCCUACCCAAGGAGGCAUCAUGGCGGUUCUUGAAGACGCUGAUGGAAAGCAUGUUGGUUUCAUCGAGCUGAAGCUUCAUGACGAUGCCGGUGACCUCGAGCUUUGGAUAUGCAAGGACGGUGCCAUGUCAGAGCCACUGGAUUUCCUUGCAGACACGACGAUCACAGCAACCUUUGCGACUAAGGAAAAUCGCAGCGUUCAGCUGAAUGUACGCGACAUGGACAAGAAUGAGGACGAGGAUGGCAAUGCGAACAUGAGAGACGGCAAGACGAACUACUUCGUCUUCCCGGGGGAGAGCGAUCAGGACCCAGAGUUUCUCGUCGGCGAGAAAUUCCGAUCGACCACCACAGUGACGUUCACGGCCAAUGGCAAGACGUACACCGCACCUCCUUUCAUCCUGGUGCCGCAUAUGUAGAGACCAGCAUGAAGCAUGACUUGUACAGAGGGGUGAUUUGAUUCGAGAGAUACGCACGCGGUUUUGGCAUACAUAGUAAAUCUCCGUCCGAGGUCUGUGACAAAUCUCCGCGUCAUUCAUCGCACACUCCUGCUCUGUUUCCGUUCGGCUUCACACUGCGACGC